Messenger RNA from Phyllostomus discolor (pale spear-nosed bat), 5609 nucleotides. RefSeq names its product helicase, POLQ like (gene HELQ). The transcript has 17 exons. The record is from RefSeq and is a predicted model, not a curated record. The coding region runs from base 1448 to 3658 and encodes 736 amino acids. Gene Ontology annotation, molecular function: nucleic acid binding; ATP binding. Lineage: Eukaryota; Metazoa; Chordata; Mammalia; Chiroptera; Phyllostomidae.
UUUGAAGGCAACCACAAAGCUAAAGUGACCCCUGGUGAAAAUGAGUUUGACACCCCUGGACUAGGGUGUCUAAACCCCAUAAUAUCUUUAUUCUUACCUUCCCUGACUGCACAGUAGCUUACAUGACACAAUUGACCAGAUUCUUUUUGAAACACUUCCUUAUUUCUUGACAUUCCACUCCUGGUUCUUUCUCUGAUUAUCUAGUUCUUCAGUUUUGUUAGCUGGUGUUUAUUUUACUGCCUGUGUCCUCUCUACCAAAACUUAGUUGUUGAAAUUCCUGUAACUACUGAGACAUUUCGACUGAACAAAGUCUAUUAAUAAUACCACUGAUUAAAACUAUACACUUUUAAGGCAGCUGAAGUUAACACAAGUGCAAAGAAUAUUAGUAACUAUUGUGUAAUGUAUUUUUUAAAAUCUUAGAUUCUUGCCUAUAUUUCAAAUAUACAUCAUUUUGGACACAGGAUACAAUUUCUGCCAUUCUGGAAGGUCAGCCUAUCAACCAAUCAGUUGAUAAGAAUUUCUGAAACUUAUGUUUGUAUCUUAAGAACCAUAUGAAAACAUGGGUUCUCAGCUGGGAGAGACAACAUAGGUUGGAGAAGUAGGACUACUUAAGACAAAGUCUAAUGUAAGACUCUGCAAGAGUCUAAUUCUAAAUUGUGAGGUUAGUAGUUUAAGAACUAAUGGUGUGUAUUACUCUUGGAGAUGUUACCUUUUUUUCCCUUUGCUUUUCUCCUAGCACCUUGUUCUUUGUUUACUCUGUAUCUUCUGGCAGAAUGAGCACCCUAAGUACAGGACUCUGCCUAAUUUAUGUUUUUCUUAUGGUUCUCAGCUGCUGGGUUUUGUCCACCUAUUUAUGAGUUCUGGCCCUGUCAGUUAAAUACAAGAUUGACACACUGAGCCUUAGUUUCUGAUCUAUUACAAAGGAAUGCUGAUGGUAAUAAAAAUAAUAAUAGUUGUUUUUCAAAUUCUGUGUCAAGGACAUGCCAAAUUAUAUUUUGGUAAUAGCUACAGUAAUUAGUAGCUUUGAAGUAUGAACUUUGGUAAAUAACUUUUUUAAUCUCUUCUUACUUGUAAAUUUAGCUUAAUGACGUGACCAGUUUGAAACAACUAUAUGUGCUAAAACAGUGGUUCUCAAAGUGUAGUUCUUGGACCCCAGCAUCAACAUCACCUGGAAACUUGUUGAAAUGUGCAUUCUCAGACCCCAUCCCAGACCUACUGAAUCAGAACCUCUGGGAGUGGAACUGGCAAACUGCUUUAACAAGCACACCAGCACAUUCUAAUGGGCCAGAAGUUUGAGAACCCCUGAACUAGAGAACCUCAACUUUAUACAGGAUUGGGCAAAAAAUGGCAACAUGCUUGCUUAACACUGAAUUCUGUGCAAGAAAGAAAAAAUUUAAUAUAUUCCUUGCCAACAAGUGGUGGAAAAACCCUCGUGGCUGAGAUUUUAAUGCUACAAGAACUGCUUUGCCGGCGGAAAGAUGUUUUAAUGAUCCUACCAUAUGUGGCAAUUGUCCAAGAAAAGAUUUCAGCUUUGUCAAGCUUUGGUAUAGAACUGGGUUUCUUUGUUGAAGAAUAUGCCGGAAGCAAAGGAAAAUUUCCUCCUAUUAAAAGAAGGGAAAAGAAAUCACUAUACAUUGCCACUAUUGAAAAGGGACAUGGUCUGAUCAACUCCUUGAUUGAAACUGGAAGGAUUAACAGUCUGGGUCUGGUUGUUGUAGAUGAGUUGCACAUGAUUGCUGAAGGAAGCCGUGGGGCUGUACUGGAAAUGACCCUAGCAAAAAUCAUCUACACUAGCAAAACAACUCAAAUUAUUGGUAUGAGUGCAACAUUGAACAAUGUUGAAGACCUGCAAGAAUUCCUUCAAGCAGAAUAUUACACCAGUCAGUUCAGACCAGUUGAAUUAAAAGAAUAUCUGAAAAUAAAUGAUACAAUAUAUAAGGUUGACAGUAAAGCUGAGGCUGGCAUGACAUUUUCACGUCUCCUUAAUUAUAAGUAUUCUGAUGCUCUGAAGAAGAUGGAUCCUGAUCACUUGGUAGCGUUGGUGACAGAAGUUAUUCCCAAUUAUUCCUGCUUAGUUUUUUGUCCCACUAAGAAGAACUGUGAAAACGUAGCAGAAAUGAUAUGCAAAUUUUUAAGCAAGGAAUAUCUGAAACACAGGGAAAAAGAAAAACAAGAGAUGAUUAAGAACUUGAAGAAUAUCAGCAAUGGCAACCUGUGCCCUGUUUUAAAGUGCACUAUCCCAUUAGGAGUUGCUUAUCACCAUAGUGGUUUAACGAGUGAUGAAAGGAAGCUCUUGGAAGAGGCCUAUUCCACCGGAGUUCUCUGUCUUUUAACCUGCACAUCCACCCUAGCAGCAGGUGUUAACCUACCAGCUCGAAGAGUUAUUUUGAGAGCCCCCUAUGUUGCUAAAGAAUUUUUAAAGAGAAAUCAGUAUAAACAGAUGAUUGGCAGAGCUGGCCGUGCUGGAAUAGAUUCUGUUGGGGAGAGUAUCCUUAUAUUGCAAGAAAAAGAUAAACAACAGGUAUUGGAGUUAAUAAGCAGACCACUGGAAAAUUGUUACAGCCAUCUUGUUCAAGAAUUCACCAAGGGAAUCCAAACUUUGUUUCUCUCAUUGAUUGGUUUGAAGAUUGCAACAAAUCUUGGUGACAUAUAUCACUUUAUGAGUGGUACAUUUUUUGGUGUCCAGCAAAAGUUUUUGUUGAAAGAAAAAAGUCUCUGGGAAAUAACUGUUGAAUCACUUAGAUACCUGACAGAAAAAGGACUCCUACAAAAAAACACCAUUUUUACAGAAAAAGGACUUACACAAAAAGAUGCUAUUUAUAAGUCUGAAGAAUGGUUCCAGUUUAGUUUUCAUAUUACAAAGUUGGGACAAGCUUCUUUUAAAGGAACUAUAGAUUUGGCUUAUUGUGACAUUUUAUACAGAGAUUUGAAGAAAGGUCUUGAAGGCCUUGUACUUGAAAGCCUUCUUCAUCUAGUUUACCUAACCACUCCCUAUGAUAUGGCUUCUCAGUGUGACCCUGAUUGGAUGAUAUAUUUCAGACAGUUUAACCAACUCAGUCCAGCAGAACAAAAUGUGGCUACUCUUAUUGGAGUCUCUGAAAACUAUAUUGGGAAGAAGGCAUCAGGUCAAGCUAUCAAGAAGAAGGUGGACAAGGAUAUUGUGAACAGACUAUACCUGUCUUUUGUUCUUUAUACCUUGCUCAAAGAAACCAAUAUUUGGAGUGUGUCUGAAAAAUUUAAUAUGCCUCGAGGAUAUAUACAAAGCCUCCUCACUGCAGCUGCCACCUUCUCAUCUUGUGUGUUACAUUUCUGUGAGGAACUUGAGGAGUUUUGGGUUUAUAGAGCCCUUCUGGUAGAACUUACCAAGAAGUUGACUUACUGUGUAAGGGCAGAACUAGUCCCGCUCAUGGAAGUGACUGGAGUUUUAGAGGGUCGAGCAAAACAGUUAUACAACGCAGGUUAUAAAAGUCUAACACACUUAGCUAAUGCAGAUCCUGAAGUGCUAAUAAGGACAAUUGAUCACUUAUCAAGACACCAGGCCAAGCAAAUUGUUUCAUCAGCAAAGAUGCUGUUGCAUGAAAAAGCAGAGGCUUUGCAAGAAGAAGUAGAAGAGCUAUUGAGGUUACCUUCUGAUUUCCCUUCCAUUGAAAAGGCAUGAAGCUGUCUGAUGAGCAUUUUCAAAUAUGAAUUAUUUUUUGUACAUAUGUUUUAUUAAAGGUUCCUCAUAGUUUAUAAAUGAAAAAAUACAUUUUAAUUAUACAUUCAGAACUGUGGAUGAUGUUUGAAUAUACCUGUCACCCAUAAUUGCAGUAACCUUCCCAGUAAUAAUCCAUCUUACUCAAAUCUUAUACAUGAUCCAGUAUCUGUGUUCAAAAAUGAAACCCAACUUCCUCAACCUUGCUGCAUCCUACCUUUGUAGACAGAUCUUUCAUCAUCUCUUACUCAUUUCUUUUAUCAAACUGAACUGUUUAAAAUUCCAGAAUUUCCCCUGCAGUUUCCAAACCCUUUAUUUCCUAACUUCUUUAUUCUAUUCCAAGUGCAUAGAAAAUUAUCUUUAAAAUGUGCUACAUACUUCAACUAUCAACUAAAAAUGCUCAAAUUCUGUCUCCUGUAUGAAAAAGUUCAAGUUUGUUCUCAUUCCCACUCCAUACAUGAGUUCUUGCACUUCUGUAAGUAUUAUGAGCCCUUCAUUUAUGCCUAUGUAUUUUUUUAUAGUUUUCCAAUGAAUAUUUAUUAUUAGUUAAGUCAUGAUUCAGGAUGCCAGGGUGUGAUGUGCCUAGAUCCUCCUUCACCAUCCUGGGAGAAGAAUGGAGAACAGAGGAGAAGUGGGGUGGAGCCAGUUGAAUUCUUUCCUUCUGCAUGGCAGUCAUCUCAGUGGGCCUUCUGCAUGGCAGUCAUCUCAGGCGCACACCUGGGAUGUGGACCAUUUGCACAUGGAAACAUCAUCCCCUUUAAUGGUCAUUGUCUUCUUGCAACAGCAGAAGUCCAGGUAGUCCUGCUAGCAGUUCCUUGUCUGGUAGUGGUUGGGAAAACAGCUGUCAAAAGGGACAGUCAUAAUUCUAGAUUUGGUCUUCUUGUCUUCUGCCACAUUGCUGACUCCUAAAAAUGACCUGAAGCAGCUUGCAGUUCAAUGUGACCUUCAGUGAAGACCAGCCCAUGUCUUUUUAAAUGCUAUUAGUUUCAAAUCUCCUGGAAAGUGGAGACCUUUUUUAUCAUCUUUGUAUGGCACAUAGUACCUACCACAAUUUACUGUAGAAAGCAGGAAACUUUGUGAAGAAUUAAAACUACUCAAGUGAAUAAUUUAAAGAUUCUCUUCAAACACACCUAAAUAUUGCCUCUUCCCACUCCCUUUUCAGAAUUAUAGUUCAAAUGUAGAUGACAGGUUAGCUACAGAAAAAAAGGGUAAUAACUACCAAUAUUGAUUAAUACUGAACUAGCUUACUUAAAGUCUUACCUGUUCAGGACAUCCAUUGAAGACUUUGCAAAUAGAUUCAGUCUAAGUUCUUCAUGCCUUAACAUUUUCUACCAUUAUAAUGUAGUAAUUUACCUUCCAAUUUCCAUGUACCAGGCACUAUUAUAUGUGCUUUAAAUGACUAAUUUAGUCCUUACAACAACACUGUAAGGCAGAUACUAUUAUCAUCCCCAUGUUAUAGAUAAGUAAACUGAAACAUAGAGUAAUUAAAAUAACUUGCUAUUUUAUCAAUUUUUGCUCUUCCUAUUUGGUACCUUCUACUUUUUUUGAGUUCAGUAUGUUGCUCCUUUUCUAUUUACUUAUGCAAGGUGUUUAGAUAAUUUUUUACCUGUUUUUUUUUCUACCAUGUAUAUUAAAGAUAUACAUUUCUUUAGAAAUUGCAUUUAGAGGCAUCCUAAAAUUAAUAUGUUACACUUUCAUAUUUAUCCAGUCAAACAUUUUGUAUUUUAAUAUUGAUAUUUUUAACUUCCAACUAUUUGGAGAUUUCCUAAGUAUAAUUUAGUUGCUCUUUCAUGCUUUAGUUAAACAAAGAUCAAAAGAGAUAUCCUUAAAAAAUAUUGUCUUUUGAAAUUUGUUAAGAUUUGCUUUAUACUCUAGCAUAUAGUUAUUUUGGUAAAUAGUCCAUAUUUUUAAUGUU